GAAAAACUGUCAUUAAAAAUUAAGUGUGUUUAAUAGUAACGAAAACUUGCAAUAUUUGAAUUUAACAAGAUGGAAGCACAUAAAGGUAUUGCGAACAAAUUAAUAGAUGCUGUUGCACAUUCAACUCCAUUUUCAUCACCGUUGAGGCGGAAAUCGAUUAUGUUGCAAAAAACAGUUGUCCCAUCUUCUAUAGUAGAAAAUGAUGAUGAAGCAGAACGAUUGGCUCGUCGUCGUGAAUUUAGCGGUACAUCAAUAUCAUUAUCUACCGCAAAUGCUAAUGACAGAAGAUGCUCUUUAGGUCUUAGUGCAUUGGGUAGUAUACCGAGUACUCAGAUGGAAGCACGUAUAUCUCAAUGUAUAAAACUUGGUACAGAAAAUAAGAUCAAUCCCAAAAAUGCAUUCAGCUUAGAAAUGAUUGAUUUUAUGACAUACAUGAUCAAAAAACAAGAUGUAAACAUGUCCAAUUUACAAGUGGCCAGUGUCUCCUUAGAUGUAAGCACUAAAAUUUAUGCAUUUCGUGUUGAUGGUGUACAUAUGGAUAUACUUAAACUGAUUGGUGGAUUAGAAAAUCAAGAAAAAAAUAAUGAAAGUGCAAGAGAUAAUGAUGCAGAACUGAUGGAUACUGAAGAAGGAAAUGGAAAUAAUCAAGUCCAAAUGAAAAAGAAAACAAGAAAGAGAAUGAAACAACAAAUACUCGUUAAAGUGGAAAGUCUAAGAACAAACGUUGAAACUGAGAAACCUACUUUAACAAGUAUGGAAUCAGAUUUGCAAACUACAGAUAUGCUUUUCCAAGCUACACUACCUAACCAUGCGGGGUCCAGGUUUUAUUUUCACCCGUAUAAUGAUAUAUUAAUUGAUACGGUAGAGCAUAAACAAAUACAAGAUAAUGAUAUUAAUUAUAGAAUUCCAACAAUAAAAGAUAUUUCACAAAUGCAAAUUUGUCCUCCUAUGUUUUACUUUGAUUUUCAAAAUUUUGAUGCAAAUGAUGAAACAGAGGAAGCACAACCAGAGAAAAUAAAUGAAAACACAUUUCAGUUUGAUUUAAAUGCAUCAUUACCGCAAGAUAAUGACGAAUCAUGCGCUGCUGUGAAUUAUUUUGAUGUUAUAGAUAUGCAAGAGGAAAAUGUAGACAAAUGUGUCAAAUUACCUGAUCAAAUAGACAAUAUUGUAGAUUUCCGUGAAGUACUAGCCAGUACUGUACAAUCUAAACCUUCGGAAUAUUCAUUUAUUCGACAAAAUUUAAAUAUACAUUGGACAGGCCCGUCUCAUUGGAAACUUGCUGCCUCCAAGAAAAAUUUCGGUAACAGUAACGUAAUGGAAAAAUGUCAUCAAGCACCAGUUAGGAGGAAAAAAGAACUAGAGAUAAUUUACAGUAAAGAAACAAUAGAAAGCAUAGAAGCUAAAUAUUUUCAAAAUAAACGAUCUAAAAUACAUACUAGAACACCUAAAAUGGAAUGGAAUGAAGAAAUAUUAACAUUACCUCCGGAUCAACAUUAUGAUAUUGCAUAUGCUAAUAAAUCGUAUCUUCACACAACAAUAUUUAAACCCUCUGAAAGUACAGAUGAGAUGAACACUACUAAUGUGUCCGAUAUUGUAGAAAAUUAUGAUUAUAAUAAUGAUAAUGAUACAUCAAAUUAUUGUCCUCAGACAAACGUUGAUGAAUAUAGAGGGCCUGAAGAAAAUAAUGCAGAUGAGUGCAUGUUAUCUACACAACCUUUGACUGGUAGUAAUUUAGUUAGUAUGCCUAAACUAACAAAUAAGACAACUAUUGCAUAUUGUGUACGUGCAAAGAAAAUUGAUAUGAAACAAUUGAAACAUGCUAUUUGGAAAUGUUUAUCUCAAAAUAGUAACGACCAAGAUAUGAUAGUAGAUGCAAAUAAAAGCCUGCAGAAUUCAAAUGAUAUGAUUGGUACUAAAAGUUUCAACAAAAUUUACAAAAUGUUGCCCAUGUUAUUAACAAAAAAUAACGCAGAAUCAUUAAGCUUCCCGAUCUCUUUUGUAUCUCUCUUACAUUUAGCAAACGAAAAAACAUUGCAAGUAUUUUCUUCGCUUGACAUGACUGAUCUCCUUGUAAAACAAGAUUAACUAUACAAAUUUAAAAUGUUUGAAAACAAAAUGUAUUACAAAUAAUUAGAAAGAUAAAAUCAUAAUUCAUUUGUAAAGACAAA
Megalopta genalis is the source of this 2168-nucleotide messenger RNA. Lineage: Eukaryota; Metazoa; Arthropoda; Insecta; Hymenoptera; Halictidae. The record is from RefSeq and is a predicted model, not a curated record.